UGGCGUCACUUCCGGCGGGGCCCGGCCGGCGGGGCGGGCGCCAUGUCCACCUCGCUGGGCUCCAACACCUACAAUCGGCAGAACUGGGAGGACGCGGACUUCCCUAUCCUGUGCCAGACAUGUCUUGGAGAAAACCCCUACAUUCGGAUGACCAAAGAAAAAUAUGGAAAAGAAUGCAAGAUUUGUGCCAGGCCUUUCACCGUGUUCCGCUGGUGCCCCGGGGUGCGGAUGCGCUUCAAGAAGACCGAAGUGUGCCAGACGUGCAGCAAGCUGAAGAACGUCUGCCAGACCUGCCUGCUUGACCUGGAAUACGGUUUGCCUAUCCAAGUCCGAGAUGCAGGACUCUCCCUUAAGGAUGAAAUGCCCAAAUCCGACGUCAACAAAGAGUACUACACCCAGAACAUGGAGCGAGAGAUAGCCAAUUCUGAUGGCACUAGACCUGUUGGUGCACUAGGAAAAGCUACUUCUACCAGCGACAUGCUGCUGAAGCUGGCCCGAACCACUCCGUACUACAAACGCAACCGUCCUCACAUCUGCUCCUUCUGGGUGAAAGGAGAGUGCAAGAGAGGGGAGGAGUGUCCCUACAGACACGAGAAACCUACAGAUCCAGACGAUCCUCUGGCUGACCAGAACAUCAAAGAUCGUUACUAUGGAAUUAAUGAUCCCGUGGCUGAUAAACUGCUGAAACGAGCAUCAACCAUGCCUCGUCUAGACCCCCCCGAAGACAAGACCAUUACUACACUGUAUGUUGGAGGGCUUGGAGAUACCAUUUCUGAAUCGGAUCUCAGAAAUCACUUCUACCAAUUUGGGGAGAUCCGGACGAUAACGGUGGUGCAGAGGCAGCAGUGUGCUUUUAUCCAGUUUGCCACCCGCCAGGCUGCAGAGGUGGCUGCUGAGAAAUCCUUCAACAAGCUCAUUGUCAACGGCCGCAGGCUCAACGUCAAGUGGGGAAGGUCCCAGGCAGCAAGAGGAAAAGAAAAGGACAAGGAAGGUACUACAGAAUCCGGGAUAAAGUUGGAGCCAGUUCCAGGACUUCCUGGUGCUCUUCCCCCUCCUCCAGCUGCAGAAGAGGAGGCUUCUGCAAAUUACUUCAACCUACCUCCAAGUGGCCCCUCAGCCGUGGUGAACAUUGCCCUGCCACCUCCUCCUGGCAUCGCUCCACCGCCGCCUCCAGGUUUUGGACCACACAUGUUCCACGCCAUGGGGCCCCCUCCUCCCUUCAUGAGAGCCCCAGGCCCCAUCCACUACCCCUCCCAGGACCCCCAGAGGAUGGGUGCCCACGCGGGAAAGCACAGCAGCCCCUAGCACGUCCUGCCACCCUCAUCCUUGAAGUAAAUGUUAUUUUCUAGUUACCAUGGUAGCACCAUAUGUUGAGCUGUGGGUGAGCUAGAGACGCCUUAUUCCCCUGCUUGCAGCCACGGGGCAAGCUGAGCUCCUGUGUCUCCGCUAGCUAAUCGGAUUGUUGGUAUGUCCCAGGUCUUUCUUUUAAGUGUUGGGGGUGGGUGGGGGACAGACGGGGCGGGGGGCUGUCUGUGGGUCAGGGGUACCAGAAUUACAGUGCUAUCUGUGUAUCCCAUUGGCACACUUUUGAAAUAAACUUCUGGAAAAACAGAACCAAACCCUUUGCAAGCCCAUUUGAUGUCCUUAGUGUGAACAUUAUGGGCUGUAACCAGAGACCCUUAUCUGUCAGGUAACUAAUGAUGUGCUAAUCUAAUGAGGUGUUAAACUAGGGCUGAAUAGGAGCUGAAAAACAAGCUCAUCAGAUGUUGUUGCCAUGGGCAAACCCAUGGCUUUGCCUUACACGGAGUUUUCCUCCCUCCUUCUUCCUGACUUCUGGCUUU
Messenger RNA from Empidonax traillii (willow flycatcher), 1841 nucleotides. RefSeq names its product RNA binding motif protein 22 (gene RBM22). Gene Ontology annotation, cellular component: Prp19 complex; U2-type catalytic step 2 spliceosome; U2-type catalytic step 1 spliceosome. The transcript is spliced from 11 exons. The record is from RefSeq and is a predicted model, not a curated record. Lineage: Eukaryota; Metazoa; Chordata; Aves; Passeriformes; Tyrannidae. Gene Ontology annotation, molecular function: metal ion binding; U6 snRNA binding; pre-mRNA binding. Bases 43 to 1305 code for a protein of 420 amino acids.